AUGUCCGGACGUUUUGUUCGUUCCUCUAAGUACCGCCACGUCUUCGGACGUUCGACGAGAAAGGACCAAUGUUACGAUAAUCUUCGAGUCUCGCGAAAUGCCUGGGAUACCAAUCUUCUCAAGGUCAACCCGAAGCAUAUCGCCGUGAACUGGGAAGCAGGUGGCGGUGGAGCCUUUGCAAUUAUUCCUCUGGAGGAACGUGGCAAGCUCCCGGAGCGCAUUCCUUUAUGCCGAGGUCACACUGCGGUUGUUCUGGACACCGACUGGAAUCCGUUCAAUGACGAUCUGAUUGCCUCAGGCUCUGACGACGGAAAGGUUUUCCUCUGGCGGGUUCCGGAGAACUUUACCGUCCGCCCCGAUGCAGAAGCCGACGAUAUCAAGGACCUUGCGCCUAUCGGCAAGCUGAGCGGCCAUCCUAAGAAGAUCGGCCACGUGCUCUUUAACCCCGCGGCCGAGAACGUGCUGGCAACGGCCUCUGGCGACUACACCGUAAAGAUCUGGGAUAUCGAGGCUGGCGCACCUAAGCUUACCCUCAACAUCGGCGACAUCGUGCAAUCCCAGUCAUGGAGUGCCAAUGGCUCCUUGUUGGUCACGACCUCUCGUGACAAGAAGCUGCGCAUUUGGGAUGUGCGCCAGGAGCGUCCGGCCCACGAAACCAAUGGUCACACUGGCGCCAAGAACAGCCGCGCAGUCUGGUUGGGAGAACGCGACCGCAUUGCGACAACCGGUUUCUCUAAGAUGAGUGACCGUCAGCUGGCGCUCUGGGAUAUUCGCGCCGUGCGUGAGCCUAUCAACGGUUUCAAGACUUUGGACUCCAUCUCCGGUGUAUGCAUGCCCUUCUGGGAUGAUGGUACCAACUGCCUCUAUCUGGCGGGACGAGGUGAUGGCAACAUCCGUUACUUCGAGCUCGAGAAUGACAAGUUCGAGUUCCUUUCCGAGCACAAGUCUGCCGACCCUCAGCGUGGUGUUGCUUUCAUGCCCAAGCGUGGUGUAAACAUGCAUGAGAAUGAAGUGGCUUGCGCUUAUAAGACCGUGAACGACUCCUACAUUGAGCCGGUUUCGUUUAUCGUUCCCCGUCGCUCUGAGAACUUCCAGGACGAUAUCUAUCUCCCUACCACCGGCCUGGCCCCCGCUAUGUCGUCGUCCGAAUGGCUAGGUGGCAAGGAGGCAAUUCCCCCCAAGAUCUCCAUGGCCAGUCUGUUCGAGGGCGAGGGUCUUAAGGAAGUAUCUGGAGUGGAGGAGAAGCCUACUGGCGCCAUCGAUACCCCCGCUACCAAGGCCGCCGAGUCCCCCAAGGCCACUGAGGCGCCCAAGAAGUCUCCGGAGCCAGUUGCCCCCAAGGCCGCUCCUGAGUCUGCCCCCGAGCUGAGCUCUAUUGGACGUCCAGCUCCUUCCAUGAAGGAACAGGGAGCCUCGAUGGCCGCCAUGGUGAACAAGUUCGCCGAUGGCGAAGAUGACGGCAACGUCUCAGAUGAUGAUAACUCCAGUUUCGAGGAAGUUCCUAAGCCAGUUGAGCGUGCCACACGUUCUCCCGUGGCUGAGACCUCCUCACCACGGGUCAGCAGCCCGUUGAGACCCAAGGAGGUUGAGACCAAGACUCAACCCACCACUGUUAUCUCUAUCCCAUCUUCUCCGGUCCCCGAAACAUCCACUCCCCCAGCUGCCCUUCCUCGGAACGAUAUCGAAGAGAUCAAGAAUCUCAUUGCUGAACAAACCAAGACCAUUGCUGAACAAGCUUUGCAGAUGCAAACACUGACUGCCGAGAUCGAGGCUUUGAAGAGCAAGAUGAACUAA
Molecule: messenger RNA, 1794 nt
Organism: Penicillium nucicola
Lineage: Eukaryota; Fungi; Ascomycota; Eurotiomycetes; Eurotiales; Aspergillaceae
Product: coronin
Exons: 8
Coding region: 1-1794 (597 amino acids)
Biological process (GO): actin filament organization
Molecular function (GO): actin filament binding
Source: RefSeq, a predicted model, not a curated record